Molecule: messenger RNA, 4954 nt
Organism: Vidua macroura (Pin-tailed whydah)
Lineage: Eukaryota; Metazoa; Chordata; Aves; Passeriformes; Viduidae
Gene: GRM1
Product: glutamate metabotropic receptor 1
Exons: 8
Coding region: 21-3578 (1185 amino acids)
Biological process (GO): regulation of synaptic transmission, glutamatergic; G protein-coupled glutamate receptor signaling pathway
Cellular component (GO): postsynaptic density membrane
Molecular function (GO): G protein-coupled receptor activity involved in regulation of postsynaptic membrane potential; adenylate cyclase inhibiting G protein-coupled glutamate receptor activity
Source: RefSeq, a predicted model, not a curated record
UUCCUACAUGUCCUUAAACCAUGUGCAGGCAAGGGGAGCCCAUGAAAUUCGUAACCUGGGUCUGGAUGACAUCGUGCAACAAAAUGAUUGGUGUGCUGCUGGUCUUUUUCCCUGCUCUGCUCCUGGAGAUGGACGUGCUGCCCAAGAGUGGUGGUUGGAAGGUUCUUCUCUCUGCAGCCUCCUCACAACGGUCGGUGGCUCGGAUGGAUGGGGAUGUCAUCAUCGGGGCCCUCUUCUCUGUCCAUCACCAGCCACCAGCCGAGAAAGUGCCGGAGAGGAAGUGCGGGGAAAUCAGGGAGCAAUACGGCAUCCAGAGAGUCGAAGCCAUGUUUCACACUUUGGAUAAAAUUAAUGCAGACCCGGUCCUGCUACCUAACAUCACCCUGGGCAGUGAGAUCCGAGACUCCUGCUGGCACUCGUCCGUGGCCCUGGAGCAGAGCAUUGAGUUCAUACGGGACUCUCUCAUCUCCAUCAGGGACGACAGGGACGGAGGCACCCGCUGCAUUUCCGACUCGCAGACUCAGCCCCAGACCAGAGUGAAAAAGCCCAUUGCGGGGGUCAUCGGCCCCGGCUCCAGCUCAGUUGCUAUCCAAGUCCAAAAUCUGCUCCAGCUCUUCGACAUCCCCCAGAUUGCCUACUCUGCCACCAGCAUCGACCUGAGCGACAAAACGCUGUACAAGUACUUCCUCAGGGUGGUCCCCUCCGACACGCUGCAGGCCAGGGCCAUGCUUGACAUCGUCAAGCGUUACAACUGGACCUACGUCUCCGCCGUGCACACGGAAGGAAAUUAUGGGGAAAGUGGAAUGGAAGCCUUCAAAGAGUUGGCUGCCCAAGAGGGUCUCUGCAUUGCUCACUCUGACAAGAUCUACAGCAACGCUGGCGAGAAGAGCUUUGAUCGCCUGCUCCGCAAGCUGCGAGAGAGGUUACCCAAGGCUAGAGUGGUGGUGUGCUUCUGCGAGGGAAUGACAGUCAGGGGCAUCCUCAUCGCCAUGCGGCGCCUGGGAGUGCUUGGGGAGUUCCUGCUAAUUGGAAGUGACGGCUGGGCAGACAGAGAUGAGGUCAUUGAAGGUUAUGAGCCCGAGGCAAAUGGAGGCAUUACUAUCAAGCUGCAGUCUCCCGAGGUGCUGGCAUUUGAUGACUACUACCUGAAGCUGCGGCUGGACACCAACACCCGCAACCCCUGGUUUCCCGAGUUCUGGCAGCACAGAUUUCAGUGCCGCAUUCCAGGGCACCCGCUAGAGAAUCCCAACUUCCAGAAGAAUUGCACUGGCAAUGAGAGCUUAGAAGAAAAUUAUGUGCAGGACAGUAAAAUGGGAUUUGUCAUCAAUGCAAUAUACGCUAUGGCUUAUGGGCUACAAAACAUGCAUCAUUCCCUUUGCCCUGGACAUGUUGGACUGUGUGAUGCUAUGAAGCCAAUUGAUGGCAGCAAGCUCCUGGAGUUCCUCCUCAAAUCCUCAUUCAUUGGUGUUUCUGGAGAAGAAGUUUGGUUUGAUGAAAAGGGAGAUGCCCCUGGAAGAUAUGACAUCAUGAACCUACAGUACAUAGAGCCCAACCGCUACGACUAUGUCCUUGUUGGGACCUGGCAUGAGGGCGUGCUCAACAUUGAUGACUACAGGAUUCAGAUGAAUAAGAGCGGAAUGGUCCGAUCCGUGUGCAGCGAGCCUUGCCUGAAGGGCCAGAUUAAGGUGAUCAGGAAGGGAGAAGUGAGCUGCUGCUGGAUUUGCACUGCUUGCAAGGAGAAUGAAUUUGUUCAGGAUGAAUUCACAUGUAAAGCCUGUGAGCUUGGCUGGUGGCCAAAUGCUGACCUGACAGGCUGUGAACCCAUCCCUGUAAAGUAUCUCCAGUGGAGCAAUAUAGAGUCUAUUGUGGCCGUGGCUUUUUCCUGCCUGGGGAUCCUGGUCACCAUGUUUGUCACCCUUAUCUUUGUGCUCUACAGAGACACCCCUGUUGUCAAGUCCUCCAGCCGCGAGCUCUGCUAUAUUAUCCUGGCUGGCAUCUUUCUGGGUUACGUCUGCCCUUUCACCCUUAUAGCUAAACCCACCACGACGUCCUGCUACCUCCAGCGCCUUCUGGUGGGCCUCUCCUCCGCCAUGUGUUAUUCCGCCCUCGUGACCAAAACCAACCGCAUCGCACGCAUCCUGGCGGGCAGCAAGAAGAAGAUCUGUACCCGCAAGCCCCGCUUCAUGAGUGCCUGGGCCCAGGUGGUCAUCGCCUCCAUCCUGAUCAGCGUGCAGCUGACACUGGUGAUCACGCUGAUCAUCCUAGAGCCCCCCAUGCCCAUCCUUUCCUACCCCAGCAUUAAGGAAGUUUACCUUAUCUGCAACACCAGCAACCUGGGCGUUGUGGCUCCUGUGGGCUACAAUGGACUCCUCAUCAUGAGCUGCACGUACUACGCCUUCAAGACUCGCAAUGUGCCUGCCAAUUUCAACGAGGCAAAGUACAUUGCAUUCACCAUGUACACCACUUGUAUCAUCUGGCUGGCCUUCGUGCCCAUCUAUUUCGGCAGCAACUACAAGAUCAUCACCACCUGUUUCGCAGUGAGCCUGAGCGUGACAGUGGCUCUGGGGUGCAUGUUCACUCCUAAGAUGUACAUCAUUAUAGCCAAGCCUGAGAGGAAUGUCCGCAGUGCCUUCACCACCUCAGACGUGGUGCGUAUGCAUGUCGGGGAUGGCAAGGCACCUUGCAAGUCCAACACUUUCCUCAACAUAUUCCGGAGAAAGAAGCCAGGGGCUGGAAAUCCAAAUUCUAAUGGAAAGUCUGUGUCAUGGUCUGAACCAGGUGGAAGACAAGAUCCAAAGGGGGAACAUACGUGGCACAGACUCUCAGUGCAUGUGAAGAACCAGGAGACAGGGUGCAAUCAGACAGCGGUGAUCAAACCCCUCACUAAAGACUACCACGGCCAAAGUCUGACUUUUACUGACAUCAGCACUAAGACUCUGUACAAUGUGGUGGAGGAAGAAGACAGAGAGCCCGUUCACCUCAACCAGUCCAGCAGUCCUUCCAUGGUGGUGCACAGGCGGGUGGCAACGACCCCCCCACUGCAGGCCACAGCAGAGGAAACCCAACUCUUCUUGCCUGAGCAGUCCCCCAAGACUCUGCCCCUGCAGCCACAGUCUCUCAUGGACCAGCUGCAAGGAGUGGUCAACAAGUUUGCCACCGGCAUCCCCGACUUCAAUGCUGUCCUCCCCACUCCUGGCUCAGGGAAUGGCGUGCGGCCCCCCUGCCCACCCCCGCCACCCCAGCAGCCGCCCCUGCAGCCUUUCCAGGUGGCUGCCUUCAGCAAGGAGCCCCUGUCUCCCCCAGCUGAGGAAGCUGAAAGUGAGAAGGUGAAGCUCAUUCAGGGAUAUGUGUAUGAAAAGAGCACAGAGGAGGAGGAGGAUGAGGAGCCGGCAACCAGCAAACUGACUCUAGAAGACUCUCCAGCGCUGACGCCCCCAUCCCCUUUCCGGGAUUCAGUGGCUUCGGGCAGCUCCGUGCCCAGCUCCCCUGUGUCAGAGUCGGUGCUCUGCACACCCCCAGAUGUGACCUACGCCUCUGUCAUCCUGAGGGAUUAUAAGCAAAGCUCGUCCACCCUGUAGAUGCUGCAAGAGACAAGAUGGGAAGGACUUUGGCAGCUGCCUACUGGGAGGACUUGUGGAGACAAGCCUCCCAGGGCUGUGGGAGAGAGAGCACAGAACAGUGACAAAUGACAGGGCAAAAAUUUCAUCCUGAACUUAAAUAACUAAAAUGAAACAAAAAGAAAAUAAAAAAAUCCAUUCUGAGGGCUCAAGAUUCUCUAUCUGUUAAAAAUAAAAAUACUGUACUUUUGGGAAAAUGUUAGGAAACCAUAACAAAGCACAAACUAAAGGAACAUCUUCUAUAGCAAAAAAAAAAAAAAAAAGAAUAAUCACACAGGAAAAAAAAAUAUAAUCACACUUAGUCACACCCUCUCUUGGCAAUGCUUCAAAAGGACUCUGGGAAGUGUGACCUGGAGAAGUCAUUAGCACACGUCAUGACUGCUGUCUGUCUGCUAUGGGAGUAACACACCCAGGAGCUGGAAGGGCAGAGUGUGGUGCAGGGGAACAAAGCUACUUGUAUAUGAGACAUAUAUGCAUAAACAAUUUUUUCCUGGUUUCUACAGGUGGCAUAACUGUGGAACUUUAUUUUGGGGAGAGGAGAUGACAUAAUGUGAAAGCACAUGGCUCUUACUGACUCCUAUCUGAAAGAUUUGUUCUUCAUACUAGGCUGCUUUUUGGGGGAUUUGGGCUUCUUUUAAUGUUGAUUGUGAACAGAGCAAGAAAUAUGAUAAGUUAAGACUCAAAAGGUUUCUGAAGAAAGCCUUGCCAUACUACUUGUGAUAUGAUAAGGACUUUAAAAAACUGCCCUUUUGUAUAAGGUUGAAAACCAUGUGGCUAAACUGUUACACAACAUUUCCUGUAGCAGAACAAUAUUAAUUGACUAUCUUUUCAUAAAAUAACGUAUUUUGCCAUGCCAUUGCAUCAUUCCUUUGUGUUACUUUGGAAUCAAAUGCAUUGAGAAAUAGCUGUUUACUUAGAGCAACAACUGUUAGUCUGGAAGAAAGGCAAUUCCACACUGGGGGUUAUGGAGCCUCCCGGCAAGAGAGUGAGCGUACGUUUGUGCAUCUGUAUGUGUGGGUACAGUGUGUGUGAAGAGUAAUGUCCAAUAACUACCACUGGGAGUUUGUCUUAUAUACUAUGAAUAUUUUUAUGUUUAAAUUAUGUUUUUAUAUCGCAUUGGUACAAAUAUUCGAUAGAUCUUUGAAGGUUUGUAUGCUGUGCUAGCACAUCCUUUUUUUUCAUAUACAAGCUGAGACAGUCGUUACCCUUAUAAUAGGGUGCUUUGUUUUGCAGAUAUUUUAUGAAGUAGACAUAAGAUAUUAAUAAACAGUGCAUUGAGAACUUGUUAUUUUACAUGUUUUGCAGUAAGUGUGGCUAACCAGAAAAAAAAAAAAUAA